This is a messenger RNA of Mytilus californianus (California mussel), 6393 nucleotides long. RefSeq names its product potassium voltage-gated channel subfamily KQT member 1-like. Gene Ontology annotation, molecular function: voltage-gated potassium channel activity. The record is from RefSeq and is a predicted model, not a curated record. Gene Ontology annotation, cellular component: membrane. The transcript is spliced from 15 exons. Bases 933 to 2723 code for a protein of 596 amino acids. Lineage: Eukaryota; Metazoa; Mollusca; Bivalvia; Mytilida; Mytilidae. Gene Ontology annotation, biological process: transmembrane transport; potassium ion transport.
UAACUAAUAAUGUUGAUUGAAAACCAAACUACGGAUGACGAUGGAUGAUUUACAUAACACUACCUGGUAGAAUAGACUGCAAAUAUUUGUGAUCGAACAUUACAAUGUCAUAUGGGAAUUAGGGAUUUAAUUAAAAUUGCGCUGUUUUGUGAUAUUUUCUUUAUUUUUACAGGAGAUAAAUUGGAAAUCGCGGAAACAGCAUCAUAUUUCCCAUGUGAUAGAUACCUGCUCAUCUAGAUUAAACAAUUUACAAAUGAAUUUACAACGGUUUAUCAGAUGGAAUCGGAAUAAAUUGCAGGCAGCUGGAGAAAUUGAUUUUCCUGUGUAAAUAUUGUUGGAUAAAACUAAAUGGUUUAGAUAUAUAUGUAUAUACCUUGAUAUAGAAGCAACCGCACUUGUACAUUGUCGUUAUUUUGUAUAAAGUGUAAUUUUCUGUAACAUUUUUUCUGUGUGUUAUUAUUUUCAUCAUUUUUUUAUUCGUGUUUGUGUCAACAUAGAAUCAGAAUGAUGAUUACAGCUUGAAGCAAUAAAAACGGUUUAAUGUUACAAAUUCAAAGACUGUCAAGCGUGAAUGGCAAACCUUUUGUUUACCAUUCAGACUAAACACUUCAUUUUCAUUUUCAAAAAUACACCUGAUUAAAAUUUUGUGAUACUGAUUAAUUAGCGAUGUAUAGCUGAUGGCAACUUUAUAGAUGAGAUUUGAUUACUUGUACAAACACUCUGCCAUUAAGAUCCAAUGCUUUCAAAGAUACAGAGAAUCAUAAUCGAGAGUCUGGGAGUAGAGAAUGGUGUGACACAACACGGGCUCAUUGUUAACACAUUAAAAUGAACGGAUUUAAAUAAUUGCCAAGAUAAACUUGUCUAGUUUAUCUGGUAAAGAUCCAAGUGGAAUUAUAAAUUCUUGUGUGGAUUUAAUUGUCAAUAUUUUAACAAUGGAUAAUAUUGAUGAUGAAUCGAGGAGGUACUUUGCAUCAAAAACCGAAAUGAAAGGAAACUAUCGCACAAACACUAGAACUUCGCUUCUAGGAAAAGGAAUACCAAACACGUUAAGGGUCCAAGAAUAUGAAGAGUCCGAAUUUAACGAGAAUAGUUAUGGAAGUAGUGGAGAAACUAAACCAUGCCUGGAAAAGGAGAAUAAAAUUAAUUUUCCACUGUAUAGAAGGCAUCCAAAAACUUCCGUUCAAGCACAAGUGUAUAAUUUUCUGGAAAGACCGACGGGUUGGAAAUGUUUCAUAUAUCACUUUACAGUAUUCAUGAUGGUGCUAAUCUGCCUUAUCUUUAGUGUCUUAUCAACAAUUGGAGAUUACGAUGAUUUUGCCAUGGAAACGCUAUUUUGGAUGGAGAUAGUUUUAGUAUGUUUCUUUGGCUUAGAAUAUGUGAUACGGCUGUGGUCAGCAGGGUGUAGAAGUAAAUAUAUGGGAUUAAAAGGAAGAUUAAAAUUUGCCAGAAAACCAAUUUCUAUAAUAGAUUUAAUUGUAGUUAUAGCCUCUAUAGUAGUAUUUACAUUUGGGUCUGAAGGACAAGUGUUUGCCACAUCUGCAAUAAGGGGUGUACGAUUUUUACAAAUAUUGCGCAUGCUCCAUGUAGAUAGACAAGGAGGAACAUGGAGACUUCUAGGAUCAGUCAUUUAUUUACACAGACAGGAGCUAAUCACAACAUUGUAUAUAGGAUUUUUAGGCCUUAUAUUUUCCUCAUAUUUUGUUUAUCUCGCUGAACGAGACGAAAGUAGAGAUGAUUUUGCUAGUUAUGCAGAUGCCUUAUGGUGGGGAGUUAUAACAGUGAUGACAAUAGGUUAUGGAGAUAAAGUUCCUCAGACGUGGAUGGGUAAAAUUGUUGCCUCUUGUUUUGCUGUAUUCGCCAUAUCAUUUUUUGCCUUACCCGCGGGUAUAUUAGGUUCAGGAUUUGCCUUAAAGGUUCAACAGAAACAAAGACAAAAACAUUUUAAUCGACAAAUUCCAGCUGCAGCUACUUUAAUACAGUGUGUAUGGAGGUGCUAUGCUGCGGAUCCCUCUUUCAAAUCAGAUGCAACAUGGAACAUACAUAUACACGACGCAUCAAAUGAGCACAACAUGUUAGCAAGAAUGGCCAGACGAGCUAGCCUGACGUUACGAAAACGUCGUAUGUCAAGAUUAGAUUCCAUGUCCGUUCCCAACCAUUAUCAUAGAGAGAGUGUUUCUACGUCCCCAUAUGAGGAAAGGAUAGGUACACCAAAAGGUACGAGACGAGAGAGUAUGAGACCGUCACCCUAUGGUGGAAGUAUCAGUGAACAAUACGACGAUACAGACUACGAUAUGGAUGAAGCCGCUGAUCGAGUGGUUCAGAAACGCAAAAUGUCAAAGAGACCAACUACGUUAACUGAGGCACAUAAAGCAGCUAUACGAGUAAUCAGGAAAAUCAAAUAUUUUGUAGCAAGGAGAAAAUUUCAGCAAGCACGAAAACCAUAUGACGUCAGAGACGUCAUAGAACAGUAUUCUCAAGGACAUCUUAACAUGAUGGUUAGAAUCAAAGAACUUCAACGAAGAUUAGAUCAGACGUUAGGUAAGCCAGGGGUUCUUUAUUCCAAUGGAAAAGAUAGAGAAAGGGUUACUCUCAGUGCAAGAAUUGUUAGAAUGGAAAAUCAGAUGCAGAAGAUGGACACAAAGAUCGAUCAAGUAAUUUUCUUAUUGAAUUCCUUAUUGAAAUCUAAAUCCGUAAACGAAAACUCAGUGGAAGAUGACGUAUGAUGUUUACAAACUUAUUAGUUACAGAUAUCGACCAAAAUGAAGGCCGUUACUAAUUAAAGACAAACCGUGAAAUGUGGCUGUAAAAAGGAAUAGGCAAAUGUUGUAUAUGAAUACAGUACUAGCAUUCACCUGUUACAAUGAAUUGCCACAGAUUCGUACCUCAGAGAGAAACUGUGUAUUAUACAUACGCUUAUGAUGAAGGUGUUACAGCAAAUACAAGAUAUACUGUGUGGUUGUUUUUGAGCAGCUCUUAUCAGUAUUUUAACAUGUUAUUGAACUAUUUUUUUCAUAUUUUGUCAUUGUUUUAACUCUGGUUGUGUUUUUACUAUUGUUAAGUGUUAUCACAUUUUGUAAUUGUAUAGACUGUUUCGUUAGAAUGUUGGAUGUACGUGCUAAAUUUGAAUUCUUGAAUGUUAUAUUUUGAGAUAAAUGAUGUGUCGGUAUUAAUGCCCUGUAAAGAUAAGAAAAAGUUUCUUUUCUGAUUAUCUCUCUGUUUUGUGACUUUCAAUUACACUCACAUGAAAUAUCCUUUACUUAGACUUUGUGAAAGGAAUGUGACUAAAAUCAAUUAAGGCUGCACUAGUUUUCCGAUGUUAUAAUCUCGUAAAUCGAUCUGUAGCGUCGACAGGGUAAGCAACUACUAACAUGCAUGCAGAUCAAAAUAGAUUUAUUUGUUUUUGAAUAUCAUAUUACAGACCAUUUUAUUUUGGACAAACGUAAUAUUCUCGAGCACGGAAACAUUAAACUUGUUAAAGCUCUUCGUCAUUGGUCAAAUGUUGUUAAUUUUAAACAUUCGGCUUCGUCUUCGCCUUAAAAAAUAAGAUAAUUCAAUAAGUACAUGUUAUCAAUUUAUAAAAAUCAUAUCAUGUACUAGUAUAUUAAAGUAAUACAAUCUAAAAGAGCUACGAGUAUAUUUGGACUUACCAAGUGUUUGUUACCUUCGUCGUCUCAGUGAAGAAGGAUAUACACCAGUAUCAAUAAUUUUGUUGAGUAUAUAUGUUACAAGAGGAUCAAUAAGAGGCACUUAAUCUGUGAAUUUUCUGUCCAAUAUUAUCAGUGUUCCAAAUGAUUUGUUUACAUCUUAUUUUAAAACUUCCUAUAAAAACUCUUUUACAUGCAUUGGUGGUAUAGUAAAUGUUUGAUGUUAUAGUUCGUUAAAUUGGGUUUUAACAAAUUUGCCAAUAUAAUUGAAAUCUGGUCUCGAUUAUAGACGCAAUAGUUAUUUGCACCUUAUUUUUUUUUUAUACAUGACGAAAAAAAACGUGUUUAAAUUAUCUUCUAUUGUGCUAUUUAUUGUAUAUUAUUAGUGAAAUUCUUGUCUUUUGUGUCUAAAUAUUACAUUCAUGGUGAGAUUUGAACAUUUAGAGUCGGGCUUUGAAAGCGUUUUCGUCAUAUUUAAGAGUCAUUGCAGUCAUGUAUCAUUUUUUUUAAUAAUUAUAUUUAGAGUUCGCUUUGAUUUUAGUUAUAUUUCUCAAAAAAUCUAUACUGGCUACACAAAACAUGUGCAUUAUAUUUAUCUCACAUAUUCCUGGCAUUAAUGAUUUUCCCGUUAUAACAUUCGCAGUGUCUUGUCCUUUUCAACUCUUACGGGGAGGAGGUGUCCAAAACGCCUUUAGACAUAUUAUAAUACAACUGUAGAGACUAAAUGAAUGUCUUAGAAUUUGAUUUUAUACACAGAUGUACUUAGAAGGUCUCAUUAAAUUUCAUUCUGGUUGCAUUUUUUUCGACAUUUCUACGUGUAUUACUAGAUGUAUUCCUUUUGUCUUCGUUUAUUUUUAGGUUCACGCGAUCAGUUAUGUUCCUGCUGCUUUAGACGGGAUAAGACAUAAUCGUCCAAUAUACAGCUUAAUGAUUUUCUUUGAAUAAUUUCCUUGUUUCUAUACAUAUGUUUAUUAUAUUUUGUUUCAUUUCAAGCACUGUUGCUAGUAAUCAAGAUAGAUUGUAUGAAAAAAUGGUACUGUAAAUUGAAUAUAUGAGAUUUUUGAUAAAUAAGUUUGUUCCGGUACGAUUAACGAUAAAAGCGAAAUUAUCGUUCUUCAGUGUGAUUCUGAAAACUAUUCUAUUUUAACGAUAUACCAUAAAUCCUUGUAUGAAUGUAUCCAAGGGUUUGAUGUAGAAGCCCUUUGCCUAAAUAUCAUAACGGAUAUGUUUUUUUUUCUUGUUGUGAUCACAAUGCAUUCCUUAUUUCCUCGAUCGUAUCGUUCUGGAUGCGACUUACCAAUGCAUUUUUACAUACCAUAAAAACACCACUGAUGCCGUUAGUAGAUCAGGAACUGUUUACCGUUCCCGAGCAUCUGGGAUCACCCGCGGCUUAUGUUUUGGUUCCUGUACUUCAGUUUUCUGUGUAAUGUUUUGUUGAUUGAUGUUUGCCGUUAGUCGUUUUACGUUUUUGGUCAAGGUGUUGUCUUUUUGUCUUGGAGUUAUAGUUUUUGAUUGCCACCAUAAUGUUUUCUAUCUUGUUUAAUAAUGUAAUAUCUGUUUUAUGAGUGAAAGAAAUACCUAUUGUUAAACGCCUUAAAAUUAGCUUUUUUAUCACAAUGAUAAUAACAUAAUAUUUCAUAUAUUUUAUAUUGCAUUUUCACUUUAUUUAUCGACAAUUUGUUUAUCACUUAUAUUUAUUCUUCCUGUAUGUAAUGUAUAGUCAUAACUCGGGUACUUAAAAACAAAAAGCCUUUUACAACUAGGUUAUUUCUUAUAAUGAUAUAUAAGGGCGAAUGUAUUGCUUUUCCCUUCAUUAUCUUUUGGUGGAAUUUGUUAAGCAUUCUGUAUUAAGUAUAUGGACAACCCACAACUGUUACAAUAAAUGCAUUCAGAAUAAUUAAUAGAACAAAAUACAAGCAGUUUAUUACAAAUUAGAUAAGAUAAAGUAAAUAUAUGUAAUAUUGAUAAUACAUGAUGACGUUGAAGACCUGAGAUAUGACUAUAUAAAGAUCUUUUAUGUAAUCAUAGGAGGCAAUACUCUCAGUAAACUUCAAAACUGUACAUUCCGAAACCCGACAUUGUUAUUGAAAUGUUUUUAUUGAAUAAAAUUUGCGUUAUUUAACGAAGUUUCAACAACACAAUGAACGAUUUUGGGACAAAGUAACAAACCUUUAUUAUGCCAACUUCUUAUUGGUCGGUUAAUGAAUUUCAAAACUGACAGAAUUCUGAGACUAGUGUUAUUAGUCGGUUAAUGAAUUUCAAAACUGGCAGAUUUCUGAGACUAUUGUAUUGCAAACAAAAUACAAGACGGACGUUACCGACUCAAGAAAAAUAAUAGUUCUUUGUUGUUGACUAAGUGUAUGUAGAGUUUGACAUAUGGAUUGCGAUUAUCCAUAAACCUACCUGAAUGUCUUGAAAGUGAAACACAAUCGACAUUUUCUGGACUGGAAACAAAUAGGGGACUUAUAUCUUUUACAUAGAAAGGGGGAUCGUGUGAGGUUUUUUUAAUUCAGUAGGGUGUAAUAUUCUUUUGGGUCGUAUAAAGGCGACAUUUAAGACAAAAACAGCAGCGUGUUCACUUGUAUUGUAAUGCAUAAAAACUAACUAAAGUGAUAUGGGGUUUACAUAAAUGAUAUCAGACUGAUAUAAAAGGGGAACCACUCAAAAAACCAUAAGGUUAAUCAAAGCACGUACAGUAUCGAUAGAAUAAUAUUACAGGGGAAUAAUGUUUUUGGUAAUUUUUAACAAA